ACAAAGCCCCACUCUUUUGUGCGGUGGUAUAAAUAUACAGCACAUCUGCCAUUUGGAGUCAGUUAGUUACAAGUCUUGGAUACACAAUUCACUGCUAGCUAAGAAAGCAAGAAACGGGAGAGGAACUGCCAUAACAAAAGGAAUAAAGCCCAAUUCACCAUGAAAGCUUUUGUUUGUUUACUCAUAAUUGGUGUUGCUUCGGUAACAGCCAAACCAAAGCCUGGCGGAGGUGGCGGCUGGUCUAGUGGUGGCGGAGGAGGAGGUGGAGGAGGCUGGUCUUCGGGUGGCGGAGGCGGUGGUGGCAGCGGUGGCGGUGUACAAAUAAUUAAAAUAAUAACAGAAGAUGGUGGUGGUGGCGGCGGAGGUGGCGGUUGGUCUUCUGGUGGUGGUGGAGGCGGCGGUGAUUGGUCGUCUGGCGGUGGUGGAGGAGGUGGUUGGUCCAGUGGUGGUGGUGGCGGAGGAGGCGGCGGUGGUGAUAUUAAAAUCGUGAAAGUCAUUAGCUUAGGUGGUGGAGGAGGAGGCGGCGACGGAGGUGGUGGUGGCUGGUCAUCUGGAGGAGGUGGUGGAGGUGGCGGCGGUUGGUCAUCAGGAGGAGGUGGUGGUGGCGGCGGCGGUGGUUCCACCAAAAUCAUCAAAAUAAUCAAAUUGGGAGGCGGUGGAGGUGGUGGCCAUGGCGGCGGAGGUGGUGGCGGUUGGUCUUCAGGUGGCGGUGGUGGUGGAGGCUGGCAACCAUCCGGUGGCUGGGCUUAAGCUCACUUCCUACACACCCAUUUUGCCAAAAUUUUAUUUGUACAUAUUGUUGUAAAUAAUGCUUUGUAUUUUGUACAUACCUAUGUAUAUGCAAACAUAUUUUUGUUUCAUAAA
Messenger RNA from Musca domestica (house fly), 864 nucleotides. RefSeq lists its product as uncharacterized. The record is from RefSeq and is a predicted model, not a curated record. The transcript is spliced from 2 exons. The coding region runs from base 160 to 750 and encodes 196 amino acids. Lineage: Eukaryota; Metazoa; Arthropoda; Insecta; Diptera; Muscidae.